AUGAUGCUAAUCAAGAAGAGAAGGGAAAUGGAAGCCCUAAAGCUCUGGACCAACCUCGGCUCCUCGCUGAUCGCCCUGAUGGCCGCCUGGACAAUGCUCGAAAAAUACCUCCCGGAGCAACUCCGCGGCAUCUUCACCCGACACACCCACAAGCUCCUCGCCUUCUUCAACCCCUACAUCAAGAUCCGCUUCCCGGAACUCUCCGGAACCAGCCGGUACCGCCGCAGCGAGGCCUACGUCAUGAUCCACGCCUACCUCACCGCCCACACCUCCCCGGCGGCGAAAUCCCUCAAGGCCUCCGACACCUCGAAAGACGGGCGCUCCCUCGUCCUCUCCAUGGACGAGGACGAGGAAGUUUCCCACGUGUUUCGCGGCGUUAAAGUGUGGUGGGCCUCGCGGAAGACGUCGCCGAAGGCCCAGUCGAUCAGCCUGUACCCGGAGGACGACGAGAAGAGGUUCUACGUGCUGACUUUUCACAAGAGGGAUAGGGAGUUGGUUGUUGGGGAGUAUAUGGGACACGUGUUGGGCGAAGGGAGGGCGAUCGUGGCGGGUAAUAGGCAGAGAAAGCUUUACUCGAAUAACCCGACCCGGAACUGGUGCGGGUGGAGCUCGGUGGCGUUUGAGCACCCGGCGAGCUUUGACACGCUGGCGAUGCCGGUGAAGGUGAAGGAAGGGAUUAAGAAGGAUUUGGUUAAGUUUAGUCAGGGGAAGAGCUAUUACGCUAAGAUUGGAAAGCCAUGGAAGCGAGGGUAUCUUCUUUAUGGACCUCCGGGAACCGGAAAGUCAACAAUGAUAGCGGCUAUAGCCAACUUCUUGAACUAUGACAUUUACAAUUUGGAGUUGACUACUGUAAAAGACAAUUCGGAGCUGAUAAAGCUACUCCUCGAGACUACGGGAAAGUCCAUCAUCGUGAUCGAGGACAUCGAUUGCUCGCUAGAUCUCACUGGACAAAGAAAGUCGAAAAAGAAGGAGAACAGUGAAGAUGAAUCCGACUCCGACGAUGAUUCAGGCGGAAAGAGCAAUAAUAUUGUUUCCAAAUCAUUGAAGGAGAAAGAGAAAGAGAACAAAAGCGAUAGCAGAGUCACGUUGUCGGGUCUUCUGAACUUCAUCGAUGGUAUAUGGUCGGCUUGUGGAGGGGAACGAAUCAUUGUGUUCACGACCAACUAUGUGGACAAGCUCGACCCUGCGUUGAUAAGGAGAGGAAGAAUGGACAUGCACAUUGAGAUGUCGUACUGUUGCUUCGAGGCAUUUAAGGUUUUAGCCAAGAACUACUUGGACAUAGAAGAGCAUAGUUUGUUUGGUAGAGUUAAGGAGUUGUUGGCAGAGAUUAAGAUGACUCCCGCCAAUGUUGCAGAGAAUUUACUACCAAAGUCGGUCGAGGAUAGCGAGGAGAAGUGUUUGAGGAACUUAGUCGAAGCACUUGAGAAGAUUAAGGAGGAGGAAGAUGGGAAGUUGAAGAUCGAGAAAAAGGAGAAACAAUGGCAAUGGAUUAAGAGUGUCCUUGGUUAG
This is a messenger RNA of Linum trigynum, 1509 nucleotides long. NCBI's taxonomy places the organism in Eukaryota, Viridiplantae, Streptophyta, Magnoliopsida, Malpighiales, Linaceae. The record is from the annotation of a GenBank genome assembly.